Callorhinchus milii (elephant shark) is the source of this 4555-nucleotide messenger RNA. Its product is annotated as adaptor related protein complex 2 subunit beta 1. Gene Ontology annotation, molecular function: clathrin binding. Gene Ontology annotation, cellular component: membrane coat; clathrin adaptor complex. The record is from RefSeq and is a predicted model, not a curated record. NCBI's taxonomy places the organism in Eukaryota, Metazoa, Chordata, Chondrichthyes, Chimaeriformes, Callorhinchidae. Gene Ontology annotation, biological process: vesicle-mediated transport; intracellular protein transport.
GAAGUGCCAUCCUUCGGAUGAGACGUUACACCAAGCUGUUCUGUGCUCGAUCAGGUGGAUGUUACGGAUCCUGUGUGAUGAGGCUACCGGGAAAUAGAAGGGAGGUUUUUCUCCAGGGUCACGGCCAGUAAUUCCCCAGAUAAAAGAGAUCAUUCACCUCAUAACCGUCUUCAGGGCUUUUGCUGGCGAAACUGUGAUGAAACAAGUAGUUAGAGGUAUCUGCCACCAUGACCGACUCAAAGUAUUUCACGACUAAUAAGAAAGGAGAGAUAUUCGAACUGAAGGCUGAGCUGAACAAUGAGAAGAAAGAGAAGAGGAAGGAGGCAGUGAAGAAGGUCAUCGCCGCCAUGACGGUCGGCAAGGACGUGAGUUCUCUCUUCCCGGAUGUGGUGAACUGUAUGCAGACAGACAACCUGGAGCUGAAGAAGCUUGUGUAUCUCUACCUCAUGAACUAUGCCAAGAACCAACCCGACAUGGCCAUCAUGGCUGUCAACAGCUUUGUCAAGGAUUGUGAGGACCCGAACCCUCUGAUCCGAGCCCUGGCGGUCCGCACCAUGGGAUGCAUCCGUGUGGACAAGAUCACGGAGUACCUGUGCGAGCCGCUCCGCAAGUGUCUUAAGGACGAGGACCCAUACGUACGUAAAACUGCCGCUGUGUGCGUCGCCAAGCUACACGACAUCAACGCCCAGAUGGUGGAGGACCAGGGUUUCCUCGACUCCCUGCGGGACCUGAUCGCUGACUCCAACCCCAUGGUGGUGGCAAAUGCUGUAGCUGCCUUGUCUGAGAUCAGCGAGUCUCACCCCAACAGCAACCUGCUGGACCUGAAUCCGCAGAACAUCAACAAGCUGAUCACGGCUCUGAACGAGUGCACUGAGUGGGGGCAGAUCUUCAUCCUGGACUGCCUGUCCAACUACAAUCCUAAGGAUGAGCGCGAGGCGCAGAGUAUCUGCGAGAGGGUGACUCCACGCCUGUCCCACGCCAACUCUGCCGUGGUCCUCUCUGCCGUGAAAGUGCUAAUGAAGUUCAUCGAGCUCCUCCCCAAGGAGUCCGAGUACUACAAUACCAUCCUGAAGAAGCUGGCCCCACUGGUCACCCUGCUCUCUGGCGAGCCCGAGGUGCAGUACGUGGCUCUGAGGAACAUCAAUCUCAUUGUACAGAAGAGGCCUGAAAUCCUGAAACAGGAGAUCAAGGUGUUCUUUGUCAAGUACAACGACCCGAUCUACGUGAAACUGGAAAAGCUGGACAUCAUGAUCCGCUUGGCCUCUCAGGCCAACAUUGCUCAGGUCCUGGCCGAGCUGAAGGAGUACGCCACCGAGGUUGACGUCGAUUUUGUGAGGAAAGCCGUGCGUGCCAUCGGCCGAUGUGCCAUCAAAGUUGAGCAAUCUGCUGAGCGCUGUGUCAGCACCCUGCUCGAUCUCAUCCAGACUAAAGUGAACUAUGUGGUCCAGGAAGCUAUCGUGGUGAUCAGGGACAUCUUCCGCAAGUAUCCCAACAAGUAUGAGAGUAUCAUAGCCACCUUAUGCGAGAACCUGGACUCUCUCGACGAGCCGGACGCCCGAGCAGCCAUGAUCUGGAUUGUGGGCGAAUACGCGGAGAGAAUCGACAACGCUGAUGAACUGUUGGAGAGCUUCCUGGACGGCUUCCAUGAUGAGAGCACCCAGGUACAGCUGACUCUACUCACCGCCAUUGUGAAGUUGUUCCUGAAGAAGCCAACAGACACCCAGGAGCUGGUGCAGCAGGUCCUCAGUCUGGCUACACAGGAUUCCGAUAACCCCGAUCUCCGUGACCGCGGCUACAUUUACUGGCGCCUGCUGUCCACCGACCCGGUGGCCGCGAAGGAAGUAGUCCUGUCCGAGAAGCCCCUCAUCUCCGAGGAAACGGACCUGAUUGAGCCCACGCUGCUGGACGAGCUCAUCUGUCACAUCGGUUCGUUGGCCUCGGUUUACCACAAGCCCCCGAAUGCCUUUGUGGAGGGGAGUCACGGGAUCCACCGCAAGCACUUGCCAAUACAGCUCGGAGGCGCUGAGCCCGAUAGUCCAGUCGGCCCACCCACCACAGCAACUCUCACCUUGGAGCAGCAGCCACAAGUUAUCCCGUCCCAGGGUGACCUGCUGGGUGAUCUCCUCAACCUUGACCUGGGUCCCCCUGUCAAUGUGCCACAGAUGUCCUCGAUGCAGAUGGGGGCCGUUGACCUCCUGGGAGGUGGAUUGGACAGUCUGCUGGGCGGUGAUCUUGCAGGGCCCACAGGUGGGAGUCCAGCGGUUGGCCAAAGCUUCAUACCUUCAUCCGUGCCAGCCACCUUCGGACCCUCGCCCACCCCGGCCGUGUGCAGCAGUGGCCUGAAUGAUCUAUUCGAACUGUCCACUGGAAUGGGAAUCACUUCCGGGGGUUACGUAGCACCUAAAGCCGUGUGGUUGCCCGCCAUGAAGGCCAAAGGCCUGGAGAUUUCCGGCACCUUCUCUCGACGACAGGGUCACAUCUACAUGGAUAUGACCUUCACGAACAAGGCCUUGCAGCACAUGAUUGACUUUGCCAUUCAGUUUAACAAAAACAGUUUUGGGGUGAUCCCCACCACUCCGCUCCCGAUUCACACUCCAAUGAUGCCUAAUCAGAGCAUCGACAUCUCGUUGCCACUCAAUACCAUCGGGCCAGUGAUGAAAAUGGAUCCGCUGAACAAUCUUCAGGUGGCUGUAAAGAACAACAUCGAUGUCUUCUACUUUAGCUGCCUGAUUCCGCUCAGCGUGCUCUUCGUGGAGGAUGGGAAAAUGGAGCGACAAGUUUUCCUGGCUACGUGGAAGGACAUCCCCAAUGAGAAUGAGCUUCAGUUUCAGAUUAAGGACUGCCACUUAAACGCAGACAGCGUUUCCACUAAGCUGCAGAACAGCAAUGUGUUCACCAUCGCCAAGAGGAACGUGGAGAGCCAGGACAUGCUGUACCAGUCCCUCAAACUGACCAACGGCAUCUGGAUGUUGGCAGAACUGCGGAUUCAACCUGGGAACCCCAACUACACGUUGUCUCUGAAAUGCCGAGCUCCUGAGGUAUCGCACUAUGUCUACCAGGUCUAUGACACGCUGCUGAAGAACUGAAGACCAGAGGACACCUCCCUGACCUCAGGCCAGAGCAGCACCUGUCCUCCUGCACUCCUUCCGCUCAGUGCCGUCGCUCUCAGUUACGUGCAAAUAAAAAAUUGGAUCGUAGAUUUUAAAAAAAAAAAUUAAAAAUAACACACACACUUUUUUUCUUUGGGAACGGAGAUGCACUGAUUAAUCCGCCAAAUUUGCGUACGUACUUUGAAUAGAAAGGAAAAAGCGUCAAGCACAUUUUUAAGGCUGGGUGUGUGUGUGUGUGUGUCUGUGUGUGUGAUCUUUCUAAAACCACUAUACAAACCACUCCUCUCUGUAAAGCGAUGUGAUUCCAUCCAAUGUGUUCUGUUUUGUGCCAAGUUUGGGUUUUUUUUUUAUAUUACAAAUUUCUGUUGUAAUAGUUGCUUUUGGAUGUAUGUGUAUUUGCGUGUGUGUGCGCGUGUGUGUGUGUUUAUGUGUGUGUGUGUGUGUUUGUGUGUCUUAACCGUUUCGAAAUUCAGUCCAGGAGUUUUAAUCUCUGCACGAUGCACCCAGCGUGGAGGAGAGACUUAAGAUAUUUUCUGUGUCUCAAAGGGGAAGGUAUCUCGAGUGAGGGCAGUACUUUAUCCCCAGAGUUACUUUACCUGUCUUUAAUGGGGAAUGUACCUUGUAGGAAGGCCAUGGGAGUUCGUAUCCCCCGGAGCUUCUUCUCUGUUAAAGAGCAUGACUUUGUUCAGCUGCACAGAUCAGAUCAAAUUAGCACAGAAUCAGCGAGUGCCCUUUCCAGCGAGGAUAAAUCCUGAGGGGGAGUGCGGUGGCGUUGUGUGUGGGGUUGUCACUUGUAGUGUGAAUUGGAAUUGGGGAGUGGGGGGAUAGAGGAGAGGGUGAAACAUUGCCAAAAGCAGAACAAGAGGCAGUCCUGUCUGCACAAUAGCAUUGUGCAAAAACUUGAGCGUGCUUUCGAGACUUUACCUGUUUUUUUUUAAGUCUUUUAAGAUUAACGAGGAUGUUUUCAUCUCUACUGAAAGUGAGUUGGGUUUUCGACUCUGUGGAGCGAGGAGAGCGGGUGAGAGAUGGCGACUAAUAAGCAAUGUAUGUGUAUGUCCGCGUGUGUGUGUGUGUUUGUGAGUUUUACCUGUAAAGUCGCACUUGAUAUUACACGAUUCUCUUCGCAGUGCCUGUGAUGUGUUGUACCAGAUGUUAAAAUUUUAUUCCAGGUGGGGGGGGGGGGGGGCGGGGAACACUUGUAUCUGUUCCACAUGAUUAUUCCUUUUUUUUUAUUUUACCUUCUCUCUCUCUCUCUCUCUCUCUCUCGUCUUACAGAAAUACACAAUUUUUUUUCUAAAUGUUGCCAUUUCUCAAUAAACUUGUCUUCUCCAAAGCCGCCGGGCAGGUCGUAUGAUGUUGUAUCGGCUGUAGAUGUUGAAAUGUUUUUUCUUUGUCUCUCAUUGCGUCUCCUUUGGUGACACCACAUUAAAUAAUAAUGAUGAUGA